UUUCCCGCGCAAACGAGCGCUAUCAAGACAGUGGGCGCCAAAAUACGUGACAUCCGACAUCAUUUGCUGUUCGGCAACGGUAGCCAGAGGUUGCUUUUGUGAUUAGUCUUUCUGUCCGUGUAGAAUCAAUCUCGAAAUAUGUCCGGACGUGGUAAAGGAGGCAAGACCAAGGGAAAGGCGAAGACUCGCAGCAGCAGGGCUGGGCUCCAAUUUCCCGUAGGUCGUAUUCACCGGCUCCUGAGGAAAGGAAAUUACGCCGAACGCGUCGGAGCCGGUGCUCCGGUUUACCUAGCUGCGGUCAUGGAAUAUUUGGCAGCCGAAGUUCUCGAGUUGGCUGGAAACGCUGCGAGAGACAACAAGAAGACGAGAAUAAUCCCGCGUCACCUUCAACUAGCCAUUCGUAAUGACGAAGAAUUGAACAAACUGCUUUCCGGAGUGACUAUUGCACAGGGUGGAGUUCUGCCCAACAUCCAGGCAGUUUUAUUGCCAAAAAAGACUGGAAGUAGCAGUGGAUCUGGCAAGGGAGACAAGGCCUCUCAAGAAUACUAAAUUAAGAUACUACAUUAGUGCCAGCGCAAACCUACAUUUCACUUUAUAAAACCCAACAAUUCAAUGCAACACAUUUUUUUAUGUUGAUUCAAAAUUCGCAAGAUCAGAUGUGUAAAAGCAGAGGAAAAGUUGCAAGUGGAAUCAGAUUUGUUUCUUUUUUUCAAUAUUGAAUAAGUGUUUGUUUGAUGCUUAUGUUUGAUGGCAUCCUCCGUUUUUCAACAUGUUUUUUAUAUUUAUGUAUUAAUUUCUGCCAUUGUAUUAUUUCUUGAAUUUUUUGUUUCAAUUUUGAUAAGCGAGUAGAUCAAAGGUGAUAAACAAUAAACGGCCUGCAGCCUUAUCAUAA
Molecule: messenger RNA, 892 nt
Organism: Diprion similis
Lineage: Eukaryota; Metazoa; Arthropoda; Insecta; Hymenoptera; Diprionidae
Product: histone H2A-like
Exons: 3
Coding region: 139-549 (136 amino acids)
Cellular component (GO): nucleosome
Molecular function (GO): DNA binding; structural constituent of chromatin; protein heterodimerization activity
Source: RefSeq, a predicted model, not a curated record